Molecule: messenger RNA, 1938 nt
Organism: Alnus glutinosa
Lineage: Eukaryota; Viridiplantae; Streptophyta; Magnoliopsida; Fagales; Betulaceae
Product: disease resistance protein RPV1-like
Exons: 3
Coding region: 1-1938 (645 amino acids)
Biological process (GO): defense response
Molecular function (GO): ADP binding
Source: RefSeq, a predicted model, not a curated record
AUGGUAAGUCAUAAAUACUUAAAUGUCGCCAAGUAUCAAGUUGGAAUCGAGUCUCGUGUACAAGCCAUCAAUGCGCUUUUAAGAAUUGAAAUGAGUGACAUAUGCAUGGUAGGAAUUUCUGGAGUUGGUGGAAUAGGUAAGACAACUAUCGCCAAAGCGAUCUAUAACUCGAUUGCUUGUCAAUUUGAAGCUACCUGUUUUCUUGCAAACGUUAGAGAAAAUUCAAAGCAAGAGUGCGGUCUAGUCCAAUUGCAAGAGACACUUCUUUUUGAGAUCCUAGGCGACUCAAGUUUGAAGAUUGACAUUGUUGAUCGAGGAAUCACUAUUAUAAAGGAAAGGCUUUGCAAUAAAAAGGUUCUUUUAGUUAUUGAUGAUGUGGAUCAAUUGAUCCAAUUAAAAACAUUAUCCGGAGAACAUGAUUGGUUCGGUUUGGGAAGUAGAAUCAUCAUAACAACAAGAGAUGAACAUUUACUAACUAAGCACAAUGUUCGCUUAUACAAGAUGAAUGGAUUGGAUCACAAUGAAGCUCUCCAGCUCUUUAGUCAACAUGCCUUCCAAAGUGACAAACCUAAUGAUGAUUUUUUGAAACUCACAAAAGAUGCAUUACGCUAUGCUGGGCGCCUCCCACUAGUUCUAAAAGUGCUAGGUUCGAAUCUAUUCGGAAGAGACAAAAAUCAUUGGAAAAGUGAAUUGAAAAAGUACAAAAAAAUUAAGGAGAAAAAUAUUCUUGAAAAGCUUAAAAUAAGUUAUAAUGGAUUGGAGGAAAGUGAGAAGAAUAUUUUCCUUGACAUUGCUUGUUUCUUCAAAUGGGAGAAUGUAGAAUAUGUCACUAAAAUACUAGACAAUUGUGAUUUCGUUCCAUACAUUGGUAUUAAAGUGCUUAUGGAUAAAUCUUUCAUAACUAUUGAUGGGCUUAACAGAUUGGACAUGCACGACUUAUUGCAAGAUAUGGGCAGAGAAAUUGUUCGUCAAGAAUCACCCAAAAAACCUGGCAAACGUAGUACGUUGUGGUUUCAUGAAGACGUCCGUUCUGGAACAAACAAAAUUCAAGGCAUAUUAGUGGACUUGCCGGAACGAGACUUGAAAUGCUUGAGUUCCAAAACAUUCAAGAAGAUGAAACGCCUGAGAUUGUUUAUAAAUCAUAAUGCAAGCUUCUUUAGAGAGCUUGGUCAUCUCUCUUACGAGUUAAGAGUGUUGGAUUUGAUUGAAUGUCCUUUACAAUCUUUACCAUCCAAUUUUCACGGAAAGAAACUUGUCGUUUUUAGAAUACAUAAUAGCCCCCUUAAGGAUCUGAAGCAAGCAUUCGAGAAUUUGGAAAACCUGAGAAUUAUAAAAUUCUCUGAGUGUAAAUUCAUAACAAAAAUCCCUGAUAUUUCAAGGAUCUCAAAUUUAGAGGAAUUAUGUGUUUCAAGAUGCGAAAGUUUAGUUGAGGUUCAUGACUCUGUUGGAUUCCUUGAUAAGCUUACCGUUCUGUCAUUUUACAAAUGCUCUAACCUUAUCAACUUGCCAAGAAGCCUCAGGUUGAGAUCUCUCAAAACUCUUGACCUCGAACAUUGUUCGAGGCUCGAGAACUUUCUUGAAAUUGAGUGUAAAAUGGAAUGCUUGAGUCGACUUCAAUUGAGCCACACUGCUAUGAAAGAACUGCCUUCAUCCAUUGUAUAUCUCACUGGGCUUUCAGAACUGUUUCUAACAAGUUGCGAAAACCUUACACAUCUCCCAAGUAGCAUUCAUCAGUUGCAGCAUCUAAAGACUCUUUCUGUCAUCGGAUGUUUGAGACUCGUUAAGCUUUCAACGAAUGAAUCUACAAUUUCAUCUAGUACAGAGUUAUUCUCAUCGCCUCCUUCAGAAUUAUUCUCAUUACCUCCUUCAGCGAAUUCAGGCAUUUCAAAUGGUGGUUGUUCCUCAAUUUUCAGUAAGGACCCCUUUAAUGAUUGUUAA